Messenger RNA from Momordica charantia (bitter melon), 1333 nucleotides. RefSeq names its product ZIP metal ion transporter family. Gene Ontology annotation, molecular function: zinc ion transmembrane transporter activity. The record is from RefSeq and is a predicted model, not a curated record. Gene Ontology annotation, cellular component: membrane. NCBI's taxonomy places the organism in Eukaryota, Viridiplantae, Streptophyta, Magnoliopsida, Cucurbitales, Cucurbitaceae. Gene Ontology annotation, biological process: zinc ion transmembrane transport.
UCCAUUUGAUUCUUGUAAUAAAAAGGGGGAAAAUUUUUGUAAUCCAUUUAUAUAUUGAUUCUGUAGCGGCAAGUUCCUCGCUGCCAUCAGAAUUUUGUCAUCUCUCUCUGUUGCGCGCGCAAUACCUCUUGAAUACUUAUCUAUAUCGUUAGCUUUCCUUCGCCAAUCUCUCCGAAUUUCCCUACAGGUUUUUCUGUGGGUUUAUUGCUGUUCUUACCGACACCUUUGAAUCCGGGAUACGGAUACAAGACCACCUCCAUGACUUCUCAGGUGUUGGUAGCUCUUGCACUUUCGCUUGUGGGUGGAUUCAGUACCUCUCUAGGUGCGCUUUUUGUGAUUCUCAGUGACACCCCAAAUUUGAAGAUGCUCGGUCUUUUACAGGGUUUUGCUGCAGGUCUAAUGUUGAGCAUUUCGUUCCUGGAUUUAGCUCAUAAUGCUAUUAACUCAAUCGGAUUCUUAAAAGGAAACCUUUGGUUUUUUGCAGGUGUAAUCUUCUUUGCUUUUGUUGCUCAUUUCGUCCCAGAAUCUACACUUGCUCCUGGUUCAGAUACCAAAAGUAAGAAGGACAAGGAUGAAAGGGGAAAGGACGUUAUGAAAAAGCAUCGUCGACAGGUUCUAUACAGUGGCAUAAUAACAGCAAUAGGUAUAAGCUUACAUAAUUUUCCAGAAGGGAUGGCUGUUUUUCUUGGAUCGAUGAAGGGCCUUCGUGUUGGUGUAAACUUAGCCUUAGCCAUUGCCUUGCACAACAUACCUGAGGGUGUGGCGGUUGCGCUUCCUGUUUAUUUUGCUACACAGAGCAAAUGGCAGGCAUUCAAGUUGGCCACUCUAUCAGGUUUUGCUGAGCCCCUCGGUGUUAUAAUCGUAGCCUACUUAUUUCCAAGCAGCUUGAGUCCUGAAAUUCUUGAAGGCCUACUAGGAUCUGUUGGUGGAGUAAUGGCUUUUUUAACUCUACAUGAAAUGCUGCCUCUGGCAUUUGAUUAUGCUGGACAGAAGCAAGCUGUGAAAGUAGUCUUCUUAGGGAUGGCUUUCAUGUCAGCAAGCCUUUAUUUUCUGGAAAUCAGCUUGCCGCAGGAUUUGAGCUUGUAGUUAGCUGUCUCUUCUGUUCCUUGCCAUUUCUGUGGUUGUAAAUUUCCUGGAAAAGAAAAAGAAAAUGGGGACAAAGUUGGUCAUAGUCGUCAGCUUUUAUUAACUGGCAUUUGCCUCAACAAGCACACAGCCGCUUCCAUGGAAAAUGAUAAUUCUGUAUAAAAAUUGAACUCCUUACCUCAUCAGAAUGUGAAAAAUAAAUCUAACUCAUUUACUUGUUGAUCUCAGUUCUGCGUUCAUUAUCGUA